Erythranthe guttata (spotted monkey flower) is the source of this 1050-nucleotide messenger RNA. The record is from RefSeq and is a predicted model, not a curated record. NCBI's taxonomy places the organism in Eukaryota, Viridiplantae, Streptophyta, Magnoliopsida, Lamiales, Phrymaceae.
AUGGUCAAUCCUCAAUUUCAACUUGGUCUCUGCUUCUCUGAUAUGAACACUUUCAGGGAUGCUGUGAAACAACAUGCUGUUAUAAAUGGCAGAGACAUUAAGUUCUCAAAGAAUGAGAAAAACAGAGUUCAAGCAGUAUGCAAACAUGAAAGUUGUCCUUGGAAUGUUUAUGCAUCAAAUAUGAGAGGUGAGGCCACCCUACAAAUUAAAACCAUCCAUGCAGUCCAUGAGUGUAAUAGAAAAGAGAAAGUUGCUUGUGCUACUUCUAGUUGGUUGGCCAACAAGUAUCAGGACAAAUUAAGAAGUGAUCCAAACUGGCCAGUUGACUCAAUGAUGAGUGUUGCUCAGAAGGACUGUAAGCUGUUGUUCAGUAGACACCAAGUGUAUAGGGCCAAAAAAAAGGCUACAGAAAUGAACACUGGCUCAAGUGUGGAACAAUAUGGGCUUGUUUGGAGAUAUGCUGAAGAAAUAAGAAGAUGUAGUCCUAACACCACAAUUAGAAUCAAGACCAGAGAUGAUGGAGGCAAGCUGAAGUUCAAAAGAAUCUACUUAUGUUGGGGAGCACUGAAGCAGGGCUUUCUAGAGGGGUGUAGACCCAUAAUUUUUCUUGAUGGUUGCCACCUGAAGUCCUCUUAUGGGGGGAUUUUAUUAUCUGCUGUGGGGAUAGAUGCCAAUAAUGGUAUCUAUCCAUUUGCUUAUGCAGUUGUUGAGAAGGAGAAGAAAGAUUCAUGGGUGUGGUUUAUGGAGCUGUUGAAAACAGAUUUGGAGAUAGAAAACUGUGGUCUAUGGACUAUUAUGAGUGACAAACAGAAGGGAUUGGUUGAUGCAGUUGAUAUGGUGAUGCCUAACUGUGAGCACAGAUUAUGUGUGAUGCAUUUGUAUUGCAACUUCAAGCUCUCACACAGAGGAUUAGCUCUGAAAAAUAUCUUGUGGCAAGCUGCAAGGGCUUCAAGAGUUGCUGACUUUGACAAAGUAUUGAGGGAGUUGGCUGCAAAAGACAAAAAAAGCAUUUCAAUGGCUUGCCAAAAGGCCAGCAGCACACUGGUCUAG